GUUCCCUCCACUACAAAUUUUCUAAUUCACGCUUUACCUACCUUUUACCUCUCCAACUUCACUUUUCAAAGAAAAACCCUAAAACCAUACCAAAUAAUUCUCUCAAAUUCGUAUUCUGCGAGUCGACUUGGGCACAGAAGUUUGUACUUGUAGGACAUAAAGAACUAUGACGGACACUCCUGAAUCUGAUGGUUCCGUUAGGAAAUACACCUUGCGGAAGAAAGCAGGUUCUAAAAAUUAUGAUGAGAACUUGAUCGACGAGUUAAUAGAUACGCACUUGGGUACUUCAAGAAAGAAAAGAAAUAGAACAAGGGAAGAUUUGGAGAAAGAAACUGAAACAGAGGCUAUGAUAGCAAUAUCCCUGGGUUUUCCAAUUGAUGCUUUGCUUGAGGAGGAGAUUCAAGCAAAGGUGGUGAGUGAAUAUGGUGGAAAAGAGCAGAAUGAUUACUUAGUUGUGAGAAAUCAUAUUCUUGCUAGAUGGAGGAGUAAUGUGCGGGUGUGGCUAUCAAAAGGACAGAUUAGAGAAACAGUGAGUAGUGAGUAUGAGCAUUUGAUGUCUACAGCAUAUGACUUUCUUCUCUAUAAUGGAUAUAUCAAUUUUGGGCUUUUGGCAUCAGCCACUUCCCCUAUGCCAGACGUGAGUACUGAGGGAUCUGUUAUAGUAGUUGGUGCAGGACUUGCUGGAUUAGCAGCUGCAAGGCAGCUCAUGUCAUUUGGUUUUAAGGUGGUUGUUCUAGAAGGUAGAAAUAGGCCUGGUGGUAGAGUUUAUACUCAGAAGAUGGGUACAAAGGGUAAGUUUGCAGCUGUUGAUGUUGGCGGCAGUGCUAUUACUGGCAUCCAUGCUAAUCCUCUUGGAGUUCUCGCUAGGCAGCUUGGCAUUCCACUUCACAAGGUCAGAGAUAAUUGCCCUUUGUAUAAACCAGAUGGGGCACCUAUUGAAAAGGAAGUUGAUUCCAAGAUCGAGUUUGUUUUUAAUAAGUUGCUGGAUAAGGUGAGCGAACUAAGAGAACUUAUGGGUGGAUUUGCAAAUACUAUUUCUCUCGAUUCAGUUCUGGAGACACUAAGGCGAUUGUAUGCUUUGGCUAAGACUACCGAGGAGAAACAACUUCUUGAUUGGCAUCUUGCUAAUUUGGAAUAUGCAAAUGCAGGAUGUCUUUCGGAUCUGUCAGCUGCCUACUGGGACCAGGAUGAUCCUUAUGAAAUGGAUGGGGACCACUGCUUCCUUGCUGGUGGCAAUUGGAGACUUGUAAAAGCAUUAUGUGAAGGAAUUCCUAUAUUCUACGGGAAGACUGUGAAGACAAUUAGAUAUGGAAAGGAGGGAGUGGAGGUGGUUGCUGGUGAUCAAGUGUUUCAAGCAGAUAUGGUCUUGUGCACCGUGCCUCUUGGAGUGUUGAAGAAAAGAGCCAUCCAAUUUGAACCAGAGUUGCCUGAAGGAAAGCUGGCAGCAAUUGAGAGAUUGGGUUUUGGAUUGCUGAAUAAAAUUGCCAUGGUUUUUCCUCAUGUUUUCUGGGGUGAGGACCUGGACACUUUCGGAUGUCUCAAUGAACACAGCAAUAAACGAGGAGCAUUCUUUUUGUUCUAUGCAAAGCAUACUGUUUCUGGAGGACCAGUUCUUAUGGCGUUGGUAGCUGGUGAAGCUGCAAAGAUGUUUGAAGCCACAAAUCCAUCUAUUUUGCUUUAUCGUGUUCUAACUGUUCUUAGAGGUAUAUAUGGUCCAAAAGGUAUUGAUGUGCCAAAUCCCAUACAAACAAUAUGUACAAGAUGGGGCAGUGAUCCCUUUUCAUAUGGUGCAUACUCUCAUGUUCGGGUACAGUCAUCUGGCAAAGAUUAUGAUACACUGGCAGAAAGUGUGGAGGGUCGGCUAUUUUUCGCUGGUGAGGCCACAACUAGGAAAUAUCCAGCGACCAUGCAUGGUGCCUUCUUGAGUGGCCUAAGAGAAGCCUCAACCAUUUUGAAGGCUACAAGAAGUCGUCAAAAUAGUUCAAGGAAGUCCGUGCAGAAAAAUGUUGGAACAACCAACGAUAUACUGCUAAAUCUAUUCGGGAGGCCUGAUCUUGCAUUUGGAAAAUUCUUGUUUGUAUUCAACCCUUCAACAGAAGACCCAAAAUCAAUGGGGCUUAUGAGAGUUACAUUUGAAAAAUGUGGUGAGGAUUUAAGGAAGGAAAUAGAACAAGGCCGUCAGCUUCCAUUGCAGCUCUACGCAUCAGUUUCUCGUGAACAGGCACAUGAACUACAACAGCAUACUGGAGGGGAUGAAGCUAAGUUGUCCUACUUAACAAAAACUCUCGGCUUGAAGCUAAUGGGAUCUGACGCCCUUUGUGCUGCUGCUAGUUCAUUGAUUUCUCGUAUUGCUAGUGCACGGAGAGGCAGGGGCAAGCACCGGCUGAUUGUUGGCCAGUAAGUUACAGUCUAAAUGUCAAAUUAGUAACUUUCAGACGCUUUGCAUUUUAGUAUGCGUUCUGUUUUGUGCAAAUGCAUGCUCCAUGAGGAGAUGACCUGAUCGAUCCUGCGUUUUCUUCCUUUGGUGUCAUGUCCUAUACAUUGUUUACUGUAGAACAGUGGUUUCACUGAUGGUGAGCAACUAAGUGGCUGAUCAAGCUCUGAAAGUUUAGGCAAAAAAUCUGUAUGUACAAGCAAACCGUAGUCAACAACAAAGCAUUAUAGGAAAUUUGGUUGUAAUUUUUGUGCCUUUUAGGGUUUACAAGGUAUCCUUGUAUGCAUACAACAUAUUUCUUUAUAGAACAUUCUCUUAUUUCAUACUUUAGUAUUGAAUC
Tripterygium wilfordii is the source of this 2774-nucleotide messenger RNA. Its product is annotated as lysine-specific histone demethylase 1 homolog 2. Lineage: Eukaryota; Viridiplantae; Streptophyta; Magnoliopsida; Celastrales; Celastraceae. Gene Ontology annotation, molecular function: oxidoreductase activity; protein binding. The transcript is spliced from 3 exons. The record is from RefSeq and is a predicted model, not a curated record. Bases 167 to 2401 code for a protein of 744 amino acids.